CGGAGGUUUGUGUUUUGAGAGAAUGGUAGUGGUUUGCAAUAACAGUAUGGGUGUGGGGGUGGAAUGGCCGGAGCCUGUGGAGAGAGUGCAGAAGCUUGCGGAGAGUGGGAUUCAGCAUUUGCCACAGAGGUACAUAAGGCCUCCCCAAGAUAGAAGCUCCUCACUCUCUCUCUCUCCUACAGGUGUCCCAGUGGUGGAUUUAUCAGCAGGCAACAGCAUGAAGGUGAUGCAGUCCGCUUGCAGGGAGUGGGGUGUGUUCCAGCUCGUAAACCAUGGCAUCCCCGACACGGUUCUCUCCUCCGCCAUGAAUGCCUCCAGAGGAUUCUUUGACCUCCCCAUGUCCGAGAAGCAGCUCUAUGCCAACGAUCCCCUCACUUAUGAAGGUUACGGUAGCAGGGUGGGCGUGCAGAAGGGCAUUCUUUUGGAUUGGGGUGACUACUUCUUCCACCAUGUCCGUCCUCUCUCUCACCAGAAACAACAUAAAUGGCCUGCCAACCUGCCGCACUUUAGGAGGAACAUCGAUGAAUACUGCAGCCGGGUGUUUGAGCUGUGCAAGGAGCUGCUAGGCAUAUUCUCUGAGGACUUGGGACUUCCCAAAGGAUGCCUAGUUGAAAGGUUUGGUGGAGAGGAGCAGAUUGGGCUGAGUUGCAGAAUGAAUUAUUACCCAAAGUGCCCACAACCAGAGCUCACCCUCGGGCUGUCCCCCCAUACCGAUCCCGGAGGCUUCACAGUGAUUAUUCAAGAUGACAAUCUGUGCGGGUUGCAGGUGAAGAAGGAUGUUGUUUGGGUUUCAGUUCCUCCCAUUCCAAAAGCCCUUAUCAUCAUCUUGGCUGAUCAGCUAGAGGUGCUGUCAAAUGGGAUAUACACGAGUGCGGAGCACAGGGCAACAGUGAACAAGGAGAGGGAGAGGAUGUCUCUGGUCGUAUUCUGUAACCCGGACGGAGAGAUGAAGAUUGGGCCAGUUGAGGAGGCGGUCGCAGCAGGAAGAGGUAAAGCAUUGUACGAGGAGAUGAGUUUCAACCAGUACAGACAGUUAAUCAGGACCGUUGGAACCAAGGGCAAGAGCUUCGUGAAUUCCAGGAAGGGAAGUUAGAAGAGCAGCACCAGAUGCAAAAGCAUCUCCUUCUUACUUGGAGGAAUCCUUUCCGUCCACAUCAAUAAGCAUAAAAACAAAUAAAUAAUUCA
Molecule: messenger RNA, 1185 nt
Organism: Amborella trichopoda
Lineage: Eukaryota; Viridiplantae; Streptophyta; Magnoliopsida; Amborellales; Amborellaceae
Product: jasmonate-induced oxygenase 4
Source: RefSeq, a predicted model, not a curated record